This is a messenger RNA of Pediculus humanus corporis (human body louse), 594 nucleotides long. RefSeq lists its product as uncharacterized. Gene Ontology annotation, biological process: nervous system development. Bases 1 to 594 code for a protein of 197 amino acids. The record is from RefSeq and is a predicted model, not a curated record. Lineage: Eukaryota; Metazoa; Arthropoda; Insecta; Psocodea; Pediculidae. Gene Ontology annotation, cellular component: mitochondrion. The transcript is spliced from 4 exons.
AUGUACGGUAUAACAUUAAUUAAAAAUAUUAGUAAAUUAUCAAUUAGAUCUAUAAAACCUAUUUUUAAAAAGCACUUAGAAAAAGAUGUAUUAUUAUACAAAUAUGAAAAACCAAAAUUUUUUUUAUUAAUAAAUGCUCUUUCGGUUGUACAAGGAGUAUUUUGGUCUUAUUUAGGAUAUUUUUUACUUAAACAAAUGUCUAACCCAGAGGUAUAUUCUAAAAGUCCGUUUUGGAAUUGGCUUUACACAAAGCAAAUGAAGUAUAAAGAUGUUAUGGGGUAUUGUGCUAUUCUAUUCGGUGUUUUAAUGGUUUUUAUCACAUUAUUCUACACACAUAGAUCUAUCAAUUACCUUACACUAAACAAAGGGGGAAAGUAUUUAACUAUUGAAACAUAUAAAGUACCAGGAUUAGAAAAUAAAUUUAAAGUACCUUUAAAUCAGGUCAGUGCAAAUUACACGAGACAGGAUUCUAAAGGAUAUAUAACACUUCAAAUAAAAAAUAAAUGGUUUUAUUACAUUAUUGACAAAAGAGGAGAAUUUAAUAAUCCUGCAUUAUUUGAUUGCACAGCUGGAAUUCAAAGAAAUUUUUCAUAA